CACAUUCACAAGUAUCGUUCGAGCACUUGCAUUAGCGAAGACUGGUGAUUGCUGUCGCAAAAUUAUAAUUUACUAACCUAUUAACAUUUGAAGGCGUAGACAAGAGCAACGGUCGAACAUUUGCUGUUCCUUGGCCAUGCCGGACGACACACAAGAAGCCAAGGCGCAGAAACUGGCCGCUGCACGAAAAAAGCUGAAGGAGUAUCAGCAACGCAACAAUAACAAUAGCGGAGCUGGACCGGAUGAGAUACACACAGCCUCAUCGACGACCAGCAUUGCGAGCAACAUUUCAGAGCGAUCCGAUGCCGAGUUGAAUGGUGGCGGCGUCACGCAGCCGUGCUCGUAUGCGUCCAGCGGAGAGGCCACUCAGGGCGCAAACGCCAGUACAACAACAGCAGCAACAGCACUGCCCACAGCAGCUGCCUUCUUUGGCCACGCGGAGUCGGCAUACAAUGGUGAUGUUGCAGCGGCUGCCAAUCUCAACGCUAUACAAGUACUAAUUUCGGAGAAGGCACAACUGACCACAGAACUGACCAAAAGCCGUAGUGCUUGCCGCGAACGCGAGCUCGAGCUGGAAGAGCUACGAACAGAAUAUGCUAGCAGCAACCAGCGAUUGGAGCAAGUGCAGCAGCGAGUGCUGGAGCAGCAACGCAGCCAUGAACAUCUGCGCAAUCAAAACGCCGAGCUGCAGCACAAGCUGGCGCUGGCACAUGCAAACAUUGAAGAUCAGCAAACACAUGUGUCGGAGCUGGAGGCCCAACUGAAACAAUUGGGAGAAUCCCAUAGUGAGGUAACGCAGCAACUGGCCACUAAACGCAAUGAGCUGGAGAUGGCUGAACUACGCAUACGACAACUGUCGGACGAGUCGAACAUCAAUACAGACAAUCGUGUUGAGACGCUCACCCAAACGCAAUAUAUGUACGAGCAGCAAAUCCGGGACCUGCAGGCGAUGGUAACACAGCUGACCCAAGAUAAGGAGCAGGCCAACACACAGUACCAGAACUAUGUGCAGCAUCAGAGCAGCGAGAUCGCCAAGCUGAACGAGCGCAAUAUUGAAUUAAAUGAGGAGUUGGUGCAGCUGCAACAACGGGAGCAGCAGCUGGUGGAGCACGUAAGCACACUAGAGCGCGAUAUACAGAAAAACCUGACACUGCAAGCGCAAUAUAAAGAGAACAGCAAGCAAGUGGAGGAGGCGGACACUUCGAAGGCGGAGCUCAGCACGCAACUCGCUCAGUUACAGGAGCGUCUCAAUGAUAACGAAUUCGAACGACAUGAAUUUCAGUUGAAAAUAAAAUCGCAGGACGAUCAAUUACAGCAGAAGGAGGAGCAACUCCAGGAAAAGAGUGCAGCACUUGUUGAACUGGAAAAACAAUUGGAAAUGCUGCAAACGGAACAGCCCGAUCAGGUGAAGCUCUUAGCCACUAUGGAGUCGGACAAAGUGGCAGCAUCACGGGCGCUAUCACAAAAUGUGGAAAUGAAACGGCAGCUAGAUGAGCUGGAGCUGCGCUUUGUCCAAUUGACCAACGACAAAGCAGAGUUGGUGAAUAAACUGGAUGCCGAAGAGUUUGCCAAUCGGGAUAUGCGCCAAAGUUAUGCGGCCAUGCAAGAACGGCUGGAGAAGAACGAGGAGCGCUUUAAGUUCAAAGAUGAGGAAAUGAUACGUUUAUCGCAUGAGAAUGAGGAACUCACGCGCAGCCAACUGAUGCUACAACAACAAUUGGACCGCUUGCGGCACUAUGAGGCCAAGGCUUAUCAUAAUCAUACUGAAGAAGUGGUGGCGCAGUUAGACAAAACCUCUACGGAGCAGGUUGCAGAAGGUGUUGAGGCCACGGAGGCGCAUGAUCAUAAUCAUGAUCACAAUCAUGAUCACAGUCAUGAUCAUGAACAUAAUCAUGAUCAUAACCAUGAUCACACACACAAUGCGCAUGACCAUGGGCAUCACCACGAUCACGAUCAUAGCUGCACGCAUUCCCAUCACCACUCAAGUGAGCCCCCAACUUCAGGUCUUGAUCAGCUUCCUACCGCCGAGGCUGUGGAGAGACUGCAAUCGAGAUUUACGCACCUUAUUAGCAAAGUCGCCGACCUCACCGAGGAGAAACAAAGUCUAGAGCAUCUGGUGCUGCAGUUGCAAGGCGAGACCGAGACCAUUGGCGAAUAUGUUGCGCUCUAUCAGACCCAGCGUCGCAUGCUUAAGCAGCGCGAGUACGAAAAGGCGGCUCAAAUGCGACUUCUGCAAGCUGAACGCGAGCAAAUAAGAGAGAAGAUCGAUAUGCUCAACAAUCUGGUGGCCAGCUUGGGUGUGGAGUUACCGCACCAUCAACAGUUGCAUCAACGUUUGCAGGAGGCGGCGACUAUGGCGGUGAAAGAAGCGGCAACGACGGCAACGCCUCCAGAGAUGGAGCAAGUGCAGCAGCAAUCAAAUGCCACACAAGACUCACAGCAGAUACUGCACAAAAUACAGGACAUCAUUACAGAAAUGAAGGAAAAUGCCGAGCAGGCUCCUGUUGUACCCAGCGUACCACAUGCUGUGGAUCAUUUGAAUUGCUGCCUGGGCAAAUUCGAAGUUGUGUGAGGCCAAUACUAGCCCCAAUCCUCGGUUUUCAAAAGUGCAAUUAAUAUCUAGCUGCAAGAGUCACGUACUCGUAUAUUCCAAAUUAAACAAUUAUUGUAUAUUUAGCACGAUUUUCUUUACUGCUUUUGUAUAUGUUAUUCCAAAAAACACAAAACUAAAUCAAAUUUAAUGGUGCGCUUGCUUACAGUCUAAUAGGCUUGCAACACCCAUGAGCAUAUUUAUUAAAAACACACAUUAUACAUUGACUAUUACAUAAAAAAAAAUAAAGUGAACCCAAUACAAUGUCUACAUGAA
Molecule: messenger RNA, 2866 nt
Organism: Scaptodrosophila lebanonensis
Lineage: Eukaryota; Metazoa; Arthropoda; Insecta; Diptera; Drosophilidae
Product: golgin subfamily A member 2
Exons: 4
Coding region: 137-2572 (811 amino acids)
Biological process (GO): Golgi organization
Cellular component (GO): Golgi cis cisterna; Golgi cisterna membrane; Golgi apparatus
Source: RefSeq, a predicted model, not a curated record